Molecule: messenger RNA, 5296 nt
Organism: Pseudogymnoascus destructans
Lineage: Eukaryota; Fungi; Ascomycota; Leotiomycetes; Thelebolales; Thelebolaceae
Exons: 3
Coding region: 299-3457 (1052 amino acids)
Source: RefSeq, a predicted model, not a curated record
AUCAUAAAAUUACAUCUUUGCAUGGCAGCUGUAAAAGCCAAUAGCAGCCUGCCUUACGGAGUAAACUGGUGUCUUGAAACCAACUUUUACUUUGCUGGGUGCUAGACGGCAUUCUUCAGGGACCAUCCUACAGCGUAGCAACCCCUGCUUAUCGCAGCUAAAAUACCGUUUGAUAACGCUAAAAUUCGCCAAAGGCGCGUCACGUCGGUCUUUCCCCAGAUUUUGCCGCCCCAAAAGUUCUCGAGGAAGCCCAAGGUUGCCCCCGAGACGAAUUCUCUUCAACGCAACCCCACCACAGAUGCGGCUCCGACUAGUGGUGAAGCGGCAUGAUCUGCCGGAUGCGGCGAUCGUGUGGCCAGUGAAUGACGAGGCCAGAGUGAUCGUCUCGCAGCUGCUGGAGCAGGUUAAUGAAAUCAUACCUCUUGAGUCGGAGGGGGAGUGGGGGCUGGAGGAUUAUGCAGUUGAGGUGAGGGGGAGGGAGACGAAUUAUGAGUGUUUGCAUUUUCAGGAUGUGAAGAGCAUUUUGCAUGGGGACGAUGAGGUUAUCAUACGGCCACUUCUCAGUGAUGAUAUUAAGCAGAGGCGAGCUUCGGGGAGGUACCAGAUUACUUCUGAUGGAAUACACCUGUUUGACGGCGCGGUAUUUGGAAGGCCGAGGAGGAGAAUGAUUGAGAGUAGACCUGCGGUCACGAUCAACCCAAGGAAGAGGCGGAGGGUUACAUACACAGACACAGUGGAGGAUGAUCUGGAGGAUGAGGACUCUGACGAAAGCUUUCUCCGGAUUGAAGGAAUCCCGCAAGACGUCGACGAUGGUGGAAAUCAGCAGCUUGUUGUCCGAGCCGAUUUCGACAACGACGACGAGGAUGAAUCCGAAGAUGAUGGCAAUUUCGAAUCCGCUGACGAGGAUAUGGACGAGGAUUUAUCUGUGGACGAAGGCGAACUGGAGGGGGAGCUUGAGGCUCUCAAUGCUGAAUCUGACGAUGACGGAGCUUCAGAUAAGGAGAAUAUCAAACAUGGGUCUAAAAUGGAAGGGGUCCAGACAGGCGACAAGCUUGACCCCAAGUCCCAUAACAUCAUACAGCUCCAAGAAGCGUUUCCGGAUGCGCCUCCGUCGAUAUGCCAGCAAGUGAUGCAAAAUUGCGAUAUGGAUGUUGGUGCGGCUUACGACACUCUGUCGAAGGGAUUUAAGCCUGAAAGGUCGAAGACUGCCGUACGUUCCAGGAUGUGGUCCCCAAAGCAAACCACCAAGGAAUCCCGAUCCUCACAAGUUCAGACGAAGUCUGUUGAGGCCGUGGAGCAAGAGACGGACUUUGUCGCCGAAGAUCAGGAUCAAGUCGACGAUGCAAACGACGAAGAGGACGAAGAAGAGGGUUCCGACGAGGAGGAUGACGGUGGCAUGGCAGGUUAUUACGAUAGCCAUGGCCUGCCUCCAGGGUCAAUCAAUAUUGGCAAAGGUCUUUCUGAUAUUGCCAAAAGCACCUUAGCCCAAGCAACUAAUAUCCCACUCCCACCAAGCCGCCAUUCGGUGCUAAGGAGAUCUGAUUCUCCAAGCAGUAGUAAGAGCGUCAGGUUUGUGGAAGACGCGGCGGUUCUUGUUCACGAUCCAGAUGCUAUAGCACUUGAUGACGAUAGCGAUGAUGAGGAUGAUGAGGAUUUCGAGGUUGCAGGCGAGAGCGAGAGCGAUUCCGGCUCUAGUUCCGACUCCAGCGAUAGUGACGAUGAAAUGGAAAUCUCAGCUGCGCCUACGGUGCCGACAACAGAAGUCGCUGAUGACCUAACUUCUUCAUCGGGUAGCGAUGACACCAGCAGCUCCGAAUCCGAGUCCGAAAGCAGCUCUGGUUCCGACUCUGAGUCUGAGUCUGGCUCUGACUCUGAUUCAGAUUCAGACUCUGAGCCAGAAGUAGCAUCGAGCAAGGCCCCAGUAGAGCCAAAAGCGCCAACAGCAUCCAAACCUGCGUCAAGCUCUACUCAAAAGGAUACUCCGAAAUCUGUUCCCCCUGGCGAAGGGCGAAACUCCACAAAGGCCCGGAAUCAGCGCCGGCGAUCAGGAAAUAUCUUGCAACGCUUCAAGGAGAAAGGGAUACUGCCAGCAGGCGUGACCCUUGCCGAAUUCGGAAAGCUGGAUAUUGACAGCAACACGACCCCUGAAGCCGCUGCUGAGGCAUUAGCCAUUGCUAGAGCUCAGAUUGAAGAGGAGGAGGCAAUGGGUCUGCGUGCUUCUAAGGGGAAGUCUUCGAAAAAGACCAACAAAGAGGCAGAGUUUGAAGCGAGGAGACAGGAAUUGCUCGCUUCUCUGUCUGCUGGUGGAGUUGAUGUUGGAGCUACCCUGUCGCAUGGAAAGGCAGCGGCUAAGGCGCCUAAUAGGGCUGGGUCUAGCCGUUUGGCUGAUCAGUCAACACCUGUGCCCGGAUCGACAGACAAGGACCUUACUUCCUCAGCUUCUGCGAAGAAGAAGUCGAAGAUCGAUGUGGACGCUGGCCGAAGGCUACUUUUUGGCGCCUUGGGCAUCAAGAACCCUAAGACGAAAGCCGAUGAAGAGAACAUCCGCAAUAAACUUAUGAAAGAUGUCAGAAAGGUCAAGGAGCGUGAACCUGAAGUGCCGGUCGCAGCAGAAGAUGAAGAGGAUAUGGACGACGACACCUGGAGAGAGAAAAUAACCCUCAGAGCUGUCGAAUGCUGCCAGGAAGGCAUCGAAUUGAGCGAACCCCCGUUCCCGUUCGUGCAACGCUGGGAUCCUCAGCAGCAGAAUGUCUAUCGGAAAGGCAAGCGCGGCGGUAAGGGUAAGAGAAGCCAGAGGAACCAGUCAGAGUAUUAUGAAGAAGAGCAAGCCUCGGCGAAGAAGCAAAAGCGGAAUCAUGACAGCAACGGCUACGAUGAUUAUACCGAAUAUUCGGAAGAGGGACAAAACUCUGGAGACUUUGAUCAGUACGACGGUGUAGACGGCCAAGCCAAUGAUCAGGUUAUGGAGGAUUCUCAGGGAGUUUAUAGCGAGCCAGCUGAAGAAAAUGACUUGCCAAGCCUUCCUGCCGAUACUUCGAGCCUUACAGAUAUCGAACCGAAGGAUAUGAAGCCAGGAAUGGUAGUCGCCUUCAAGCAGCUCAUCAUGUCCGAGGCAACAAGCUGGCAGCCGGUCAUUUCGGAAUACCGAACUGCAGUUGUCAAUAUCGUUUCCGACAAGAACAAGGUCGAACUGACACUAGCAAUACGAGACCGUGAGUACCCAGAGCGCUACUACAACCAAGAAACUGGCGAGAGAAUUUACGGCAAGUUCGAAAUGCCCGUAGAGGAUGAAGAGGAGGAAGAAGACUUGGAUGAUGGCUUCAGAGCUUUAGGAUUCGCCGAGCUCAUGGAACCAAAACUGCUGCAGGCCGAGCCCGAGAAUAUGAAGAUAGAUGGCCUUCCAGAGGCGGUAUCUAAUAAGGAUUUCUGUGCAGGAUCUACACCUGGUACAAACUGAGGAUGACUCCCCGCCACGCCUUCCGUCGGAGCAACUUCCGGCUAUCCAGCAUUCGGCUCCGGUGGAUGAUGAUAUGGUCGACGUGUCGAUCACUGAGGAGUCUCGGCAGGAGAUAUCUGUUCUUAUGAGGGAAGCUGGGUUUCGAUCAGACAUUCCGUCUUCCAUCCUAAAAAACAGGCCGCAACUUCCCGAUACCCCUGGUGAUAAUUCCGAGCUCAAGCGCCUCGCCCAGUCCAUGAAUGUAUCUCUGAACAAAGCAACAACCCCAGAAGACUCUUCGCAACUAUGCCACGUCGAAGAUGAGAACAAUUCCACGCCCACUCAAUUAAAUUUCUAUCCCAAGAUCUCGAUUCCCUCAUCACUAGCCAGCCAAACCUCCGACCACGGCCAACGACAACCUGAUUUUCCCACUCCUGGUGAAUCAACUCUAGACCGCUUUGGCGACUCCAAUUCCUUUCAGCUCAGCCAGGACGGCUUGUCCCUGGGCCCUGCGCACACGGAAACUCUAGCAGACGAGCCUCAACUUCCGUCUCUACAGCCGAACCAUGCAGCAGCUGCUCCCGAGGCUCCACCGUCCGAACGCGAAUCCUCUGUGCUAGACCUUCCGAGUCUUAGUGAGAUGUUCUCCACGGCGCGCAGUUAUUUUGGUGCGAAACAAGACAAUCUAGAACCCGUCGCUGGCCCAACCUCUACCUCCCUAGGCGCCAACAAAUCCUACGAAGAAGCGAUGGCAAAGCUCGAUGCAGAGUUAGAUGCACGAGCCGACCCAGAUCAGAAUUCCGGUGACAUGACACCCCGAACGCGGUCAGAAGAUCGAUUUGUGUCACAGCUUGUAGAGGACGUACAUCAGCAAUCGAACUCAGCAAACGGCACUACAACAGCGGCAAGGAGUCCGCCCCAAAGCCCCAGUCUACCAAGACUGAAACUCCCCUCCAACAGCAGCCCCUUCGUCCUCCCCUCCGGUUCGCAGCAAAUUGACCUCACCCUCUCAAGCGAUAACGACUUUGACGCAAACGCAGAGAACAACGACGACGACGAUGACGAUGAGUACGACCCCAAUAUGCCGCGUGGGCCGGGGUACGUGCGGAAGCGCAAGAUGAGGCGGCGGACGGGGGGUAGUACGUCGAAUUCCCAGGGAUCGGGGUCGCAGACGUGGACGAGGAGUCAGAGGAGGAGGAGGGCGACGAUGGGGGUUUAGGGGGUGCUUGUAUAGUAGGGUUGUGGAUAUGGGUGGUGCAUGGGAUGGAGGGUUUGGAGAGGUUGUAUGUAUAUUUUGGGAGUUAUGGGUAGCAUGGUGCAUUGGUGACAUUGUGGGUGCGAUGGUAUCUGAACAUAUGGCGCAUGACGCUGUUGAGUUAAUAUGAGGAAGAGAGCCAGCUAUGGAGCAUGGUAAUAAUGAGAUAAUUACCUCUUACCUUCACAUUAUCGCCUAUUGCUCGCCUAUCCAUACCUCCCAUUUGUCUUUUCCAUGUACUCCAUAACGCGAUCUGUGAGGAGCUCGGUAUAGAUCGGUUCCGUACUUGAGUCGGUAGGGAGUCAUGCCAAUGGAUGCGUGGGGGAGUAAUGGAAUACCGUCCACAUCGUAUAUUUGCGCAAAUUAGGCUACAAGACCUGGGAUCUGCAGGGUUCGGACAACAUGAGCAGAGGGGUUUAUAAAAUCUAGAAUCUACGCCGAAAGCAGUUCAGACAGAGUUUAAACGACAUCGUAGAUUUGCGCAAAAGGGGCUAUGAAGCUUGCAAUCUGCGCCAAAACUAACGUAUGCUAAAUGCAUUUGCAAUGCAUUAAUUAGCGCAGGCUUAAUGUAGGUUAAGAAAUAAAGGUCUAUAAAAACUAGGAAG